AUGGCAAUCGAAAAGCAACGUCUACAAUUGAAAUCUGCUCUAAGUUUCCUGUUAUAUUUCACUAUUAUCUUUGGCGUUGUACCCUUUUCAGGAGUGGCAUACUAUAAGCAUAAGAUACUAAAACUAUCAAUUUUCGGUAACAUUUAUGCGCUAGUGAACGUUGCUCACAAUGUUCUUGAGCACCAUUUGUCCUCGACGAGAUUUAUACUAAGUGAUAAACAGGAAACUGGCACAUUGACCAACAUCAUCGGUUUGGUUAUUAUGUAUUUGGAGCCCGUAAUGUAUUCGAUUGAUGUCAUCGGACUCUUGUUCAAUCAGAAGAAGAUAAUCGCUUGCAUCGAUCAAAUGCACAAAAUCGAUGAAAAACUGUUGAAAGAAAACAUUGAAUUCGACUACUUCCGACUGAAACGUGUGACAAUCAUUUUGGUAGCGGUCAUAACGAUACUGGAGUUUAGUCUCGUUACGUAUAACUUAUUGCUGUUCCAAGAGUUCCGACUAGACUCGUUGUAUUGGAUCUGCACGGGUAUUCCCAUUUUUCUGAGCACCAUAUCGAAGGUGUGGUACGUCGCUCUGGUGUACAAUGUAAAGCAAAAGUUCGCGGCAAUCAACGACCACUUCGAAAAUACGAGAAAAUUUUUCGACCUUUCCAAGAAGGAAAAAGUUAUCGCUUCGCUGUUGAAAUCGACGAAUGAACGUGAUGACGACGAUAAUGACCUGCCGGGUUAUUUACAUAAAGAAAUAUUGGCCAGACCAAUGAAAAGGAAUCGCAAAAUUCACCGAGUAGACGAAAUAAGCAUAUCAGGACGUGUCGAAAAUGACUUAACAGGAAAUCCAAUUAUCAGAAUGACGAAUCAGUUUCAAAUUGACGAUAAAAUGGAUAAGAAAUUAACGAAUUUGUGUCAGCUGCAUGACGAGAUCUGUGAAAUUGGUAAAACUAUCAACUCAAUGUUCAGUUUUCAAAUGUUAAUUUUGAUGGCAAAUGGUUUUAUGAAUCUGACGGCCCAAUUCUUUUUCGUUUAUUGUGGCCGAGUGGACCAAAAUAUUCCGGUUUUAUUCCGAUCGGCCGAGAGUCUACUAAUUUCCAUCAUUUUCAUUGUAUACACGGCCUCGAAAUGUGUCUUCAUCAUUUUCAUCAGCUGGAAAACUAAGAUCGAUGCACAGAAAACUGGAGUUCAAAUCCAUAAAUUGGCCAAUGCAAUUGACGAAGAUCACUGUUACCAAGUGGUCAACCACUUGUCACUGAAGCUGCUAAAUCAUUCGCUUAAUUUCACAGCUUGUGGAUUUUUUGACUUGGAUAUGACAACAUUGUAUGCUAUAACCGGAGCGAUAACCAGCUACCUGAUUAUUUUGAUUCAGUUCAAUUUGGCGUCAAAUAGGAAGAAACCAACGGGUUUUAACGAGACCAUGAGCAAUUCUACACAGACGUAGAUGGAUAUGAUGAAGUAUUGGCAGUCAGCUUAUUUUACUCAACAUAGUUUCAAUUCAAUUUGUUUCCCUUUUCGAUCGAGUUUCCUCAGUAGUAAAUUUGAUUUUAAAUGAUUUUGAAGUACUAGAUUAGAUAAGAGUUUGGGAGGCUGCAAGAGAAGUGGA
Messenger RNA from Bradysia coprophila, 1590 nucleotides. Its product is annotated as Gustatory receptor 66a. The record is from RefSeq and is a predicted model, not a curated record. Gene Ontology annotation, cellular component: membrane; neuronal cell body; axon. Lineage: Eukaryota; Metazoa; Arthropoda; Insecta; Diptera; Sciaridae. Gene Ontology annotation, biological process: male courtship behavior; sensory perception of taste; chemosensory behavior.